Molecule: messenger RNA, 4588 nt
Organism: Portunus trituberculatus (swimming crab)
Lineage: Eukaryota; Metazoa; Arthropoda; Malacostraca; Decapoda; Portunidae
Exons: 9
Coding region: 36-2231 (731 amino acids)
Source: RefSeq, a predicted model, not a curated record
CAGUGUCAGCCGGUCAGGAGGAGAAGCAGGCAGGGAUGUCCCGGCGAGGAGACAACCCCCUGGAAGACCUCCCCUUCGCCCCAGUCUUUCAUCCCCAGCCGAGGACGCGAGCAGCGGCGCCACAGUCCCAGGUACAAGACAGGCUCCUCUCUCCGCCCCACGCCCCUCAAGACUGGACUAAGCCGGGAAGAAGCAUCAGUGAAGAGGGAAUCACUCGUCUCCGCCCCCGUCACAGCCCCAGCCCGCCCACCGCCAGCCCGCACACCCACCACCACAGCCGCCGCCACUCCCCUGACCCGCCGCCUCACCCCGUCUGCCGUGAACCCUCCACUGUUAAGGUGUACGUUGACCUCGACUCCGGGUCAUGCUACAAGCCGCCCCGCCCACCCAAGGCCGACCCGCCCCGCCCCAACCCUGAGUCACCCCGCGGCCCGUCCUGGCAGUCGAGUCCCUUUGUGGAGAACGAAGAGCCGCCCACUGCCGCGCGGAUGAGGAUCAAGGGUGACAGGGAGAAGAUGACGAUGCGCAGCGAAGCUUUGCGGUACUGGCGCUCCAUCCAUAACAAGUACUCGCUGCUGAAUGGGUUCAACAAGCAGCGUCGGUCUGCGCUGAUCAAGAAGCACCGGCAGCGGGUGAAGGAGCGGAACCACCUGUCCAUCUUCUUCGUGCUGGUGUUCAUGCUGGUGUUCGUGACCAUCUUGGUGGCAGAGGUGUUCUUCAUCGACGAGCACCGCACCGGCAUGCUCUUCUCCAGCAAGCGCACCUCGGAGUUCGACUCUCUGGGGGACAUCCCUGACUACUUCAUGGACGACAAGAAGCUGGUGGGGCAGCUGGAGAUCGACACGUACCGCAGGCAGGAGCUGUCCGUCAAGGCCAAGACAGGGAACGAGGAGCGCUUCUUCCGCAAGAAUGUGGACGAGACACACUUGAUGGCACGCGUCACCGGCAACCUGGUGCAGUCUGUGCAGGGCCUGGCCAAGGCGGACUGGCUGGCCUCGCUGGGCCUCACGCACGUCACCUUCUUCGGCGCCAACAGCACCGCUACGGACGCGGAGUGGCAUCCGGUGUCCCACACGCGGCACAAGUUCUUCGUAUACUCGGCGUUCUACGAUGACCGCAAGGGCCGCAUCAUCCGCGUGGUGGGCGCCACGCAGACCAAGAAGAGCGACCGUGUGUGGUGCAAAUACUGGUACUCCAACUCCAGCACGCUCAUCGUCAACGGCGCCAUCAAGAUCAUCCGCGAGAACUGGAACCUCAAGUUCUCAGCGUGCUUCAUCGCCUGCCCGCUCACCAUCUACCGCAACGGCAAGCAACCCAUCCCGCCCCCGGAGAGCGUGUCGCUGAUGGCAGACCCCGGCGGCAACGCCACCAACAAGCUGCGCGUGCUGAACCUGGACGUGGCGAAGGAGGAGGUGCGCGACACGUUCGCGGUGUGUGUCAAGCCGCUGCACUUUGACUACAACAACGUGAACCAGAUGAUAGAGUUCAUCGAGUUGAAUCGCAUCCUGGGCGUGGAGCACUUCACCCUGUACAACCACACGGUGGGGCCCGGCGUGGACUGCGUGCUGCGCCACUACGUCUCGGAGGGCGUGGUCACCAUCCUGCCCUGGAAGCUGGACAUCAAGUCACAGAAGGAGAUCCGCACGGAGGGUCUGUUCGCGGCGCUCAACGACUGCCUGUACCGCCUCAUGUACCGCCACCGCUACGUGCUCAUGAUUGACCUGGAUGAGUACAUCGUGCCACACGCCAACCUCACACUGCCGCACCUCCUCCACUACCUCCACACCAAGGCAGACGCCAACAAGGUGGGCGCCGUCAGCUUCCAGAACUCCUUCUUCUAUCUACAGUGGCCCGACGACCCCAACAGCGCCUCCCUGCCGCCCCUGGUCACCCUUCGGAAGACUCGUCGUCGUCAGAGGUUCCACCCACACAAGCAACGCUCCAAAUACAUCGCCGUGACGCCCAACGUGGUGGAGGCCGGCAACCACUUCGUCUGGGAGUUCCUGGCUGGCCGAGGAACCCUAAAUGUGCCCAAUGAGGUAGCUUUCCUUCACCACUACCGCGUGUGUGAGUUUGGCGGGGACGACUGUGUGAGGAACCCGCGCAUCACUGACACCUCCAUGUAUCGCUAUAAGGAUCAGCUCAUCUCCGCCUUCACCUCCACUCUCCGCCGCCUCUCCUCCACCUGUCCCUUCGAUGCCAAAGAGAAGGCUGUGUGGACGCUUGGGUGAAAGAAUAGUGGUGGUGAUGUUGGUGUUUGGUUGUUACGGUGUGUGUUUGUGCUUUCACCCUCAUGACGGAGGAGGAGGAGGAGGAGGAGGAGGAGGAGGAGGAGGAGGAGGAGGAGGAGGAGCAGUUACUUCUCUCCUGACUAAGCGAGUUAUGUUAAAAAAAAAGCGUCUUUCUCAAUAUUUGUAAUGCAAUGUGGACUGGAUCUAUUUUUUUUACUCUCUCUCUCUCUCUCUCUCUCUCUCUCUCUCUCUCUCUCUCUCUCUCUCUCUCUCUCUCUCUCUCUGUUGUUUACAUCGAUGAGCUGUCCGCGUGCUGUGUGCUUUCAAGGCCUCAGCUAUGCAAUGUUUGUUUACAUGUGUUAGCUAACCACGUGCUGUUUGUUUACGUGUAUCACCUGUCCACGUGUUAUUGUUUACAUGUAUCAUCUGUCCACGUGUUAUUGUUUACGUGUCAUAGUUCGCCACGUGGUCCUGUUUACACGCAUCAGCUGAUCACGCCACGUUUACUGACCUGAAGACAGUGUUAUACCUCGACACACACACACACACACACACACACACAGUAUACGCUCAAGAUUCACUACUCGACAGGCAAUCCAAGAGCAUCAUUACAGUGAGACUUUUUAGCGGGAAAUAGAGAGGAAGAAAGGUGAUUAACUCAUAUCAAAUUGGUACUGGGUUUGUAAUGAAAGGGUUUUGUUUGCGGUAAUGAUGGGAAUGAUGGGACUAAUGAUAGCAAUGGUUGGGUUUUACUUUUAUAUUCUAUGGUAAAGGUUGAUCAUGUGUAUUUUUUCCCAUUUUCUUUGUGUCUCUGUCUGUGUGUUUUUUUUUUUUUCUCUCUCUCUCCCUCUCUCUGUCUGUCUCUUUCUCGUUGUCUGUUCUCUCUCUCUCUCUCUCUCUCUCUCUCUCUCUCUCUCUCUCUCUCUCUCUCUCUCUCUCUCUCUCUCUCUUCAUAUCACUAGAAUUUUUUUACAGAAGCACAAAUCUUUUAAAACAUUUGCCUCAUCGCUAGCUUAAAAUGACUACUACUACUACUACUACUACUACUACUACUACUACUACUACCACUGCUACUGCUGCUGUCAUUCUACAUAUUAGCACUGUUGCAAAUGGUACUGCUUCUGCCACUGCUACCUACUACUACUACUACUACUACUACUACUACUAUUAAUCACUGCCUCUUCAUCACAACCACCAUUAUUCCAAUCCGAUUUAUAGUUUAUCAUCACCAACACCUUCCUAACUACCACUAUCACCAUCAUCACCAUCUCAUCACCAUCACGCGGCUAUUUCUCACUGCCACUGCGUCAUCACCAUCACCGCUUCCAUCACCAGUUAUGUAUAUUGUCAUCACCAUCAACACCACCAUCACCACUAUCACAUCACCACUCAUGCUCAUUAUCAGCACCAUCUUCAUUAGUAGUAGUAGUAGUAGUAGUAGUGGUGGUGGUGGUGAUAGUGGUGGUGGUGAGUGUUACAGUGACAGUAGUGGUGAAUCACAAUCAUAGAUAUUAAUUACAAUCUUAUCACCACCACCACAACCACCACCACCACUACCACCACCACCACCAUCACACUUACAACGAACAUCUGGUAUCACUUUUCACGUAUACUUUUUGUCACUUUGCAGGAGAGGCUAGAGUUAAGUGGUUCUGAAGUGCAACAGUAGUAGUAGUAGUAGCAGUAGUAGUAGUAGUAGUAAUAGCAGUAGUAGUGACGGUGGUAAGAAACUGACUACUUUAUAAUCGCGCAAUCUUCAAUCAUUCACUUACUCACCACAUCCACUCAUCAUACGCCCGAGCACCUCCACUCACUCACUGGCAGAGAAAGGAAAAAAAGAAGAAAAAUUGAAAAAGUGACCGUGAUGAAAAUGAACCAUAAUACAGACACACCCACGCUUGUAGCAAAACCUCUUCACCUAUUUCAUGUUCCCCGAUUGGACGUAAACACACUUAAUUAUCUCAGGUAUGGGAAGAAUUCGUUAUCUCUCGCUCACUUCACCCUAAAAUAACUGGAGUUCAUAAAUGUUCGUUGUCUUCUUCCAUAUUGAUUCGUGUGGGAAAGUCGACAUUGCUUUUUUUUUUUCUUUUUUCUUUUUUUAUGAGUGUUUGUGUGGAUGGUUUUCGGGCACACGUUCCAUUUUCUGUAUGUUUCUCCACACGAGUGUUCAUCGAUCGCUUGGCACGGGGCGGCCUGACCUCGCCUGACCUCGCCUGACCUGACCCCCCCCACCCCCCGCUGCGGCAAGGUGCUGACCAUGCGUCGUAUUUACGGGAUGUUUUACAAUCAAAAGCUGACAAAUUUAUACCACAAACAGAAAUAUAGAAAGGACAAUAAUAAUAAAAAGUGCUUGGAUA